AGGUGCUAAUAUAUAGCCUAUUAGUCCCUAUUACCUAGUCUACCAAACCCAUAUAGUGAAAUUCCAUGAGGAGCAUAUAUAAAAGCAUAUGAACAUGUACCAUGUUACACACACUUCUUCAAUUUCUUUGAUCUUGAACACCACUGGAACAUUGGCUAUGUCAAAAACUACAAAGAAAGAUGAAGAAAAUGAGCUGAGAAGAGGACCAUGGACACUUGAAGAAGAUAGUUUACUAAUACACUAUAUUGCUCGUCAUGGUGAAGGUCGUUGGAACAUGUUAGCCAAAAGUGCAGGAUUGAAGAGGACUGGAAAAAGCUGCAGACUCAGAUGGUUGAAUUACUUGAAACCUGACAUUAAAAGAGGGAAUCUUACUCCUCAAGAACAGUUGUUGAUCCUUGAACUUCAUUCCAAGUGGGGUAAUAGGUGGUCGAAAAUUGCGCAACAUCUACCGGGAAGAACCGAUAAUGAGAUAAAGAACUAUUGGCGAACAAGGGUCCAAAAACAAGCGCGCCAACUCAACAUCGAAUCCGGUAGCAAGAGAUUCAUUGAUGCUGUGAAGUGUUUUUGGAUGCCAAGAUUACUUCAAAAAAUGGAACAGAACAACAACUCAUCUCCAAUCUCUGAUCAUUCUUCUAUCACAAACAUGAACAAUUUCGGAAACUCUAUUGAAGCUUCAACUAGUAACUCAAUCUCAACAAGCUUCAAUGUUCCUUCACAAAGAGGAUUCAUAGAUGCUUCAAGUGGAAAUCAUGUGUCAACCAGCUUCAAUAAUCCUUCUUUGGAUUUCCUCCAAUUUUCACAGCCACUAGAAACUUCAGAAACCUCAAAAAAUGUUGCAAACAUGUUUGAGAACAAUGUUCACAAUUGUCAAAUCCAAGACAAUUUCUAUAUUGAUGAUACAAAUUCCUACGGUUUAGAAGGUUUAAGCUUUGAUCCAUUGUCUUCAAUGGAAAAUUAUGAUUUUUCACAGUUUGAUUUUCAAACUUCAGGGAAUGGAUGGAUGGUAGACAACAUGGCUAAUAGUAGUAAUUUGUGGAACAUGGAUGCUAUGUGACAGUUUACAAGAAAGUGUUACUAAAAGUUAAUACUAAUAAAAAUAGUUAUAAAGAUUCUAAGUGACUAAAUAGUCUCAUUGAUAGAGAUUAGUUUAGUGUAAGAUACUAAGGUUAAGGUUAAGGUUGUGAUUUAUAUUAUGAGUUUUUUUAUAGUAGCAUAUUUAAGAGUUGGAAAUUAAAAAUGUAAUAAUUUUCAU
Messenger RNA from Lathyrus oleraceus (garden pea), 1252 nucleotides. Its product is annotated as transcription factor MYB62. Gene Ontology annotation, biological process: regulation of DNA-templated transcription. NCBI's taxonomy places the organism in Eukaryota, Viridiplantae, Streptophyta, Magnoliopsida, Fabales, Fabaceae. The record is from RefSeq and is a predicted model, not a curated record. The transcript is spliced from 3 exons. Gene Ontology annotation, cellular component: nucleus. Gene Ontology annotation, molecular function: DNA-binding transcription factor activity; sequence-specific DNA binding; catalytic activity. The coding region runs from base 89 to 1054 and encodes 321 amino acids.